Messenger RNA from Chondrus crispus (carragheen), 1275 nucleotides. RefSeq lists its product as hypothetical. Lineage: Eukaryota; Rhodophyta; Florideophyceae; Gigartinales; Gigartinaceae. The transcript has a single exon. The record is from RefSeq and is a predicted model, not a curated record. The coding region runs from base 1 to 1275 and encodes 424 amino acids.
AUGGGGUUUUCUUUGAGUUGUGUUGUCUUUCUCGGCCUGACACUGUCUCAACUGGUUUCGCUCUCCCAAGGUCAAACUUGGGGGGCUGAAACAGUUUCAGACAGCCUUCGUCCGCAAACAGCAUGGGAAUCAAACUUUCUCGGCACGAACGUAAUUGUCACUGCUGCUGGGCAGUCGGUUCUAAGUGCUAUUAGCUCAUGCAAUGGUAUUGUCGGCUCAACUGGAUAUUGCACUGUGGACAUUCAAGGCGAUCCUUCUGAUUCUUCUAUUAUCAUCAGUCGCUCCCGCACGAAGCUCACUUCUUCUACUGGUGCCGAUAUUACUUCAUCGGGUGCCGUCACGUUUAUUGGUAUCUACUCAGGAAUAGAACAGGUCAUCAUCGAGAAGCUCUCAUUGCGUGGGCACACUGCGUCUGAGGUUUACGGCAUUUUUCUAAACAGCGGAGACAUUAACAAGGUCAUCAUUCGCGAAAAUACUAUUUACGACUUUGAUGGUACCGAUAAUGCCCACGGUAUUGCUGUAUACGGUAGUGGGUCCACUCCAAUUCGAAAUGUCAUGAUAGAAAAGAAUGAAGUCUAUAACAUGCGGACUGGGUCCAGUGAAAGCAUAGUUGUUAACGGAAACGUGUAUGGGUGGGCAAUCAAUGACAACUACGUCCACGACGUGAACAACAUCGCUAUCGACGCAAUUGGAGGAGAAGGAACGUUACCGCCUUCAGCGGGUGCCAGUGGUCCGCAUCCGGACGACGCUGCCCGAGGUGGUUUUAUAGAGUACAAUGUCGUCAGAAGAAUGAGCACAGCGACGAAUAGUGCGUACGGAAAUGAAGAAUCGUGGGCGGCUGGCAUCUACGUGGAUGGUGCUCGAGAUAUUAAAAUACAGCUGAAUGAGGUCUACGACGCACCAUGGGGUUACGAAGUGGGAGCUGAGAACUGCAUCAUCACAGAAGACAUAACGGUGGUCGACAACUUUGCUGAAGGCAGUUUCUACGGCGAUUUCCUCGCAGGUGGCUACGCAGCAGGUGGUUUCGAAACAGGAGCGUAUCAGUGUAAUCCUCUCAGUACUCAAGAUGCUGAUGAGGGCCACGGAAAUGUUGAGCGCAUUACUGUUCAGAACAAUGAAUUCACCACGACGGGGGGGACCGAAGACAAUGUUUACGUGCAAAAACGAACGACACUCUCGAUCAUUGCCAUUGACGAACCAGGAUUCUCUGCGGUCAACCCAACCGGUACUGGAUGUACAUCUCCGUGCGAUGCGAACUCGUACAGGACCUCGUAA